CAGCCCCCCCUCCACCGCUCCAUCAUGCAGCAUCCGAUCUCGUGGACGCCGCGUGCCCAGCGGUCACCAGAGCGCUCAAAGCUGGUCACCGUCUACGUGCUGGUGCUCUUGGUGUCGCUGAGCUUUGCCUCCGGACAGAGCAGGCCGUUCAAACACCAGAUAGACAACAGGAGUCCUGAGAUCGACCCCUUCUGGUACGUGGUCCGCGGCGUUCGCCCCAUCGGUCGCUUUGGGAAGAGGCAGCCGAGAAGCAGCCGUGGCAGCCCGAGGCCCGUGCGCAGACACCUGGAUUUCACCUUGAACGCUUUGUGGGAGCAGAAAGUGUUGGGCACGGGAGACGACGACUGGUGA
This is a messenger RNA of Eurypyga helias (sunbittern), 351 nucleotides long. RefSeq names its product prolactin releasing hormone (gene PRLH). Gene Ontology annotation, molecular function: hormone activity. The transcript has 2 exons. NCBI's taxonomy places the organism in Eukaryota, Metazoa, Chordata, Aves, Eurypygiformes, Eurypygidae. The coding region runs from base 25 to 351 and encodes 108 amino acids. The record is from RefSeq and is a predicted model, not a curated record.